AGCUUUCAUUACAAGUGAGUGCUAUUCCUUUAUUACCCAUGAUCUCAAAGAAAGUGUUUCUCCACUUUACAAUUCUUUGACUGUUAUCAUCUCUCCAAACACAGUCUCCAUUGUGAAGAUGACUGUCCAGUACCAUGCUUCGACUGUGACAAACAUGAACAUUGAAGACAGUAAAAUCGGCUAUAAGCAGUUUCUCGGGGAUGGCAGCAGCCCCCGCAUUUCAGAGUUUGUGUUGAGGAACAGCUCCUACAGGGUUGCCACAGUUUGCCUCGGGCUCCUCUGUGUUCUCAUGCUGGCCGGUAUCAUAGGUCAGAGCAUCCACUAUCAAAAAGCCGAAAAAGAACAUCAAGACAAUGUAAAAGUCAUCGACAAAGAGAAAGAGAACCUGCAGGACAGCCUGAAGUCAGUGCAGAAAGAUAAACAGGAUAUCGAAGCCAAACGGAUUCAGUUACAGAGAGAUAACAAUGUUUUAUCUCAAAAGAGAGACCAAAUAGAGACAAAUACUAAUUUGCUGAGUGAAGAAAAGAACAAACUAAAGCUCAGCCAAGGCCAGUUAGAGACCACUAACAGGGCUUUGAACAAAAACAUUGAACAGCUGAGAGCCAGUAAAAGCCGGUUGGAUACCAAUUACAAUGUCUUGUCUGCAGCCAAAGAGCUGUUACAAAAACAAUAUGACACAGUGGUCAAACGUAAAGAUGAGUUACAGGGCAGUCAUGACUCGGUGACCAGGGAGAGGGACAAUUUACAUAACCAAUUCAAUAAUGUCACCAGAUCUAAAGAGAAACUGCAGAUGAGUUACAAUGACUUGAUUAAAGACAUAGAACAUUUACAGGAGAGAUACAACGCAUCUACCGGUGAAAAGGACACGCUCGCAAACACUCACCAAAACCUAACGACACAAAGAGACAUUCUUCAGGUAACUAGCAAGUUUCUUAAAAAAGUAACAGACAUAUUGGGGGCUCAUUACAAUAUGACGGCUUGGGAAAAAAAAGAGCUUGAAAGCAGCUUAAAUAAUGUGACUGCAAAGAGAGAACUGCUGAUGGUGAAAAUCAGCAACCUGACUGCCGAGACAGAUUUUCUCCAGGGCCUAGUUGACAAAAUGAACAAGACAAUGCAAGAUAAGAAGUGUGUCAAUGGCUGGCAGAAGUUCGAGAACAGCUGCUACUACACUUCUAUUGGCAAGAAAACCUGGCAGAAAAGCAGAGAAUACUGUCAAAGCAAAGGAGCUGACCUGGCAAUCAUCACAAGCCAAAAUGAAAUGAACUUCAUCAAUGGCUUGUUUGAAAAUGACAAAGAAGUCUGGAUUGGAUUGGCUGAUGAAGGAGUAGAGGACGAAUGGAAAUGGGUGGACGGGACACCAAUGACCUUAGCGUUCUGGGGUGCAGGCCAGCCCAACAGCUAUAAAGGGACGGACCAGGACUGUGUGGAGUUCUGGCACCGUGCGUCAGGGAAAGGCGAAUGGAAUGAUGAGAACUGUAGUUUAGAACAAAACUGGAUCUGUGAAAUGUAGUGUUUUUCCUGUAUGGAAAGUGCUCUGGUUACAGUUGGCUACUUGCCUGACACUAAUAUAAUCUUGAUAAUCACACUGUGUAGAGAGAAUAAACAUUGGGGACUGCUGUCGGUAAAUUGUAAAUAAUUACAAUAUUAAUCACAGUGACUAAAUUUACAUGGACACCAAUAUUCCAAAUAUUGAACUUAUUCAGAAUAAGACAAUCAUUUGAUCAUGGUGUUUAGAUGAGUUGCGUUAAGAAUAUAAAUACUGCGUCAUACAUCCGACUUUUCCGCAACCUUUUUAAAAAUAUCCCCAUUGCAAUAUUUGCGCCCAUCCAAACCCCUCAUAAUAUCCAUUCCUCUUAAAAUGUAUAGCAUACUACUUUCUCCCUCAAUCUUCAUAGUGGCAGCCAUCCUGUGAAAAUGCAUAUUCAAGCAGCUGGUAACUGUUGAAUGUCCAUUUCCCAGAAUGCUGUGAAAGACUCCGACAAACUUGCACAUCGCCAUUCUCAAGCGCGCAGCCGCCUGGCUGUUCACACCGGACGCGCAUUUCUCCUUGCCGGUCAGCCUGUGCUUUCUCUGCUUGAUGUCAAAUGUAACCCGUUCAAUGCAGGGGUUCGGGGGUUAAUGAUGAUCUGGGAAAUUUAAACUACAGGACAACAGAAGGGAAAUCCAGAGAAUGGGAUGCAUAUUUGAUCAUUUAGAUAAUAUAAAAUCUGUCAUUUAUAUCAUUUAAAACAAUUUUUCAACGUGUUUUCCUGGCGCAGUGAGUAAUGUAUUAUUAAGUUGGAUAUAGCAGCAGACUCAGCUGAUAAACGUGAAGCAGACACAGGUUGACUUAAAUUGUUUGGAACAGCUUGGUUAAAGGGGGACUGAGGUUUCCACAGAUAUCUGUACACACUAUGGAAACUGUUGAAUAGUAAAGAAGGGGAACAAGUAAUUUAUAUCUGUGAUGAUUCAAUAUAUUUACUAAAAUAAUUCAAUGCAUGAUGAUUGAUAUAUAGUUUACAGUUAUCCAUUUAUGGAAAAAUACACUUUCAGAUUAUGUCAAGUAGAUUUGAUUGACAUAUUGCACUGAUUGUAAUCAACUGACUGUAUGACUAAUUAAUGCAUUUCCCAUGUGCUGUACUCUUAAAGUGUUACUUUACUGAUGUUGGCUAUUUUGUACUCAGUUGUUGUUGCUUCUGGUGUGACCACUCGCACAAACUGCACAUGUGCAUAACACUGAUUCAGGGAUAACAGCCUUAGUCAUAAACAUAUACCUUACUCUAUUACUACUGCAUCAUUAAUAUCUAUUGAAUUGGUGCUUCUACUAUUGAGAUGUACAUGUGAAAAAAAGUCUGUGCUGUGCUUAAAAUUCAAUUUCAUUUUGCAUUCUAA
This is a messenger RNA of Limanda limanda (common dab), 2871 nucleotides long. RefSeq names its product C-type lectin domain family 4 member M-like. The record is from RefSeq and is a predicted model, not a curated record. Gene Ontology annotation, molecular function: signaling receptor activity. NCBI's taxonomy places the organism in Eukaryota, Metazoa, Chordata, Actinopteri, Pleuronectiformes, Pleuronectidae. The transcript has 7 exons. The coding region runs from base 119 to 1510 and encodes 463 amino acids.